Messenger RNA from Folsomia candida, 4974 nucleotides. Its product is annotated as inhibitor of Bruton tyrosine kinase. NCBI's taxonomy places the organism in Eukaryota, Metazoa, Arthropoda, Collembola, Entomobryomorpha, Isotomidae. Gene Ontology annotation, molecular function: protein binding. Bases 1066 to 4794 code for a protein of 1242 amino acids. The record is from RefSeq and is a predicted model, not a curated record. The transcript is spliced from 15 exons.
CCGACUGGAUGAUGUGGAAUGAGACGGGGUGACGUGCUCUAAAAUUACGUCAUUAUUCAAAUCCAUCACAAUCUAAACGAAUACUUUCACUCACAAAAUAAAAUAAUUCUCUCAAAUUGUAUACAAGUUUACCAAUAUAAAUCCUAAAUUCUCAUUUUUAAACCAAAGACGAGUCAAGUCAGAAGCAGUACAAAGAAGUGUAGCCGUAAUAUUAUUUAAUAAUUGUGUCUCAUCAUCCGUGGUUUUUGAACAAUCAUAAGUUUUCUGCAAGACGAGACAAAAAAAGUACACGAAGACAUCACUGAAGCAACUGUGAAGCAACUGUAAUCGAUAUUGAGUGGAUACAGUUGUAAAUUUAAAUUUAAUUCCUGAUUUACUAGAAUAUAUACAGUUGUAAUUGGAAAAGAGAAUAAUCUAUCAUUCAUUUUGAAUCAGGUUAUAAAUCCUUUCAGCAAUUGUAUUCAUCGUAAAGAUAAUAACCUAGAAAAUAAGCCACUUAUACAUAUAUUACAAUUGAAUUGUACAUGUGAAGCUAUAGGUUGUGAAUUUUAGUAGAAAUCAUUGUAUUUUAACAGAUAUUUAUAAAAUGGCGACCAAUCAGCUUUUCUCCACUUUUACCAUGAAUGUAUCAAACAUUUCAAAAUUUGUUGGUCAGUCCUCCUCCUCCGCUCUCAACAAGUGGUACUGCAAGGCGUUCUAGUUGUGGUUAUCUCUUCGCCAUGGCGCACUAGGUUAGGUUAGUUAGAUUCCCUUCGCCUUGAUCACGACCUUGGACGCGGAAACACAAUUAAAAUUUCAAAAGUCUGUAUACGAAGUUAAGUAGUUAGUUAAGUUGUAUAGGAAAUGUGUUAUUAUUAGCAAAUUGUAUUUUUUGAAGCAGGGUUAUUCUAAUUACUUUAUUAUGUAUGUAUUACUUACAUAUGUGACAUAUUUACUUAGCGUUAAGUAUCAUGAUAAUUUAAUUAACAACAUAUAUUUUUUUUGUCAUUUAUGUUUCAAAAAUUGUGCUCCCCUCUUGUAACCAUUUGUAAUUGGGGACAGGGAUAGAGAAAAGUAAUUCCGAAAAUGGCAGGGCAGGCGGGUUCUAGUUCCGAUGAGCCGGAAUGUCUGGACAAUUGUUACAGUAUUCAACAUGGACGAGAAAUCUGCGGGAUUGCAUCCGUAUCAGGAGGAAUAGACGCCGUUCCCCUCUGGAUUAAGCAGUGUGCCAACUAUGCUCAAGUUCAGGAUGAAUUUGGCCGAACUGCGUUACACCUGGUUGCAUCAACCGGAAACAUUGAGGCUCUAGAAUGGCUCAUCAAACGAGCUGGUGCAAAUCUUGAUAAAAAGGACAAAAUAUCAGGUCACACUGCACUACAUCGAAGCAUCUAUUAUGGGAAUAUUCACACUGCUAGAAGUUUGAUUAAAUUUGGUUCAGAUAUCCAUCAGAAAGACAAUGAAGGAAUGACAGCAUUUGAGCUUUGUAACAAGGAGAUUAAGGAUUUCCAAAGGGGAUUUCAUGCUAAAAUUGAGUCUGAUCCGACUGAACUUCUUGUGUGGGGAACGAAUGAUAAUUACACGUUAGGCAACGUUAAUAAACAGGAGCGACUGGUUCCAGAACAAUUGGAGGUGUUCCGAAAGCAUAAUACUCAAAUUAUGAAGGCUGCAAUGUCCACCUAUCAUUCUGUCUUUUUGUCUCAAAUGGGCGAAAUAUUUGUUUGUGGAUCUGGAAGACUAGGCAUACUUGGAAACGGAUAUGACAAGCCGGUCCUUCACGUAGAACAAUUACAAAUUCGAUCCAGUGCUAAGUGCAUUUCGAUUGCAGUUGGACAAGACCAUACACUAUUUUUGAUGGAGAACGGCAGGGUACUUUCUUGCGGAUCCAACGAAUUUGGGAUAUCUGGUCAGAAAGAAGCCAUCAAGCAAUUGUUGGUUCCAAAGACGGUCGAAUUCCCAGGAAAAGUUUGUAUUGAAGGAAUAAUUGGUGCUCGUUAUCACUCUGUGUUUUACACAUCUCAUAAAUUAUUCACAUGCGGACUUAACCGUGGCCAGUUAGGCCACUCUCAAGAAAAAGGACCUGUUGUAUAUGAACCAAAAUUGAUAAGCCAAAUAUCCUGGGAUGCUGAAGGAGACACAAAAUUUACUCAUUUUGCAGCAUCUGCUUGUGCCACAGUUGCGAGGGCCAGUACCGGCAUAAUUUAUGUCCUGCAUAAAUUUGACGUUAUUAAAAUUAAUGCCAAACAAUUCGAUGUGGUAAAACUUCAAGUUGUUGGUGGUUCAUUAUGUGAUACCCAUUUUGACAAGUCGACAAAAUUAAAUAAUGACGAACAUUUGGUUGUGUUGUUAUUAACCUCUACGGGGCGAAUAAUUGUAUGGAGGGCUAAAGUUACUGGACAAUCGUGUGGGAUUGGGACAUUUAGCCGAGUGAUAUUCAACAAUUUUCUGGACAUUGCAGAUUUUAGUUUAAGCCAGUCAUGUCUUGUGUUUAUUACUACUUGCGGGGAAGCUUAUAAAAGUGUGUGGAAACCUCUCAGCGACCCAUCCUAUGUCGCUUUACCAUGUUGGCAACGUCAGCGAGAUUCGCAGCAAACUACCGACUUUCAAAUCUCAACGGGUAGCCGGAGACCUCAAAAAGGCAAAGAUCCAUCAUCUGUAGUGUCAUUUUUGGAACAUGUGAAAAUUCAGAAAAUCAAGAAUGUGUACUCUGCUUUAUUUAUCACCAGUGACGAACAAGGGAAGAAUUUUUCAAUUAUUCAGUCAUCGCCAAAAACCCAAUUGACAUCUCUACCCAUGAUUUCCACAUCACACCUUCAUUUGGACAUGCUGAAAGUUUUAGAUGAAGCGAGCGAAGAGGAUGGCCUGCAUGAUGUAAUAUUGAAGGUUGGCAGUCGACGGUUUGCAGCACAUUUGUUUAUUAUAGCGUCAGGUUGUCCAAAGCUACAUAGCAUGAUUGUGUCAAGGUUAAAACGCAAAGUCGAUAAUGAAGCAAAAGUCAUAACUUUAGAAGAUUUGGAUGAUCAAGUUUUUGGACAAAUUUUGCAAUUUAUAUAUUCUCACACAUGUGAUUUAUUAACCAUGGGGAAAAAACUUGCAAACUUUCGUGUUUUAGAUGUAAUGAAAUCUACAAUUGAAGCAGCUCGACGUUUAGAGUUAGAAAACUUGUGCAAAGUUCUCCGAAAAUUUACAAUAAUAGAGAACGUAGUCAACCUUAAACCUUCUGAAUGUCCGUUUGAAAUCCCAUCAAGAAGAUUUAUUCGUAAUGUUCAUGAAAACUUGUGCGAUAUUACGUUACAAAGUCAAGAUUUGAAGGUUUUCACAGCCCAUCAAUGCGUCCUUGUGGCUAGAUCAGAAUAUUUUUACUCCAUGCUGUUUGCCAACGUAUGGCUCGAACAUUCUUCUCAAAAGCCGAUUCAAAUGCAGUUCUCAGGGCAGUGCGUUGAAAUUUUUCUGGAGUACAUAUACGAAGACACCAUUUCAAAUCUUCCACCAAACGACUUUGAUGCUUUAUCAGAAAUCCUGGCCAUGAGUGACAACUUGUUUCUGAACCGUUUGAGAUCGCUGGUGGAAUCUGCGCUAGCAGAAAUCUUGUCCCUGAAAAAUAUUACGUCAAUGCUUUACUUGGCAGACAGGUGUAAUGCUUUGCAACUUAAAGAAACUUGCAUGCAAUUCAUUGCUGUGAAUUUACCUCUGGUUUUGGAGACACGACUAUUGGACCCACUGCCUCUCGACCUGGUUAAGGAUGUUUCCGUAUACUAUCGACAAGUUCAUCCAUCAAUGACGUCGAGAAGGAUAACACGACCAUCCUCUGCUCCAAGCGAACUUGACUUUGAGCAAGCAAUGGCUCAUAUUUCUCCAGAGCUAGCCAAUGAAAUUGAAGCAUUGCAAUAUGACGACGAAGUUCGGCGACCUCAAAUAAAAUCUAGCAAAAACAAAGCCCGAAUACGUUCCCGAACAUCUGAAAGCGAGCAUCCCACUGAUUUAAAUACCUCUGGAAAUUUACUAAAUUUGAGUCAAGAUUUGAACAUCUCAUCCACUACCUCAGAAUUAGCAUCACCAAGCUCCUGUCAUCACUCAAAGGAAGACGAUAAGGUCCAAGUUUUUCCACUACAUCGAAAACUUAAAUUUCCGAAUCCUAGUCAAACCAUGUUGACCCUUAAGAUAGCUGAAGCGCAAGAAACUCUAAAGAAUAGUCAAAAGCUGAAUCCCACAGAGUUUCCAAGCUUGGACACUAAGUCGUCUGACGUCUGGUCGCCACUACCAAAGCAAAUAGUGAAUUAUCCAAAAAAAUCAGCCAACGGUGUACCUGAUACUGUUCUUCAGAAAGCCCCACUGUCCCCAAUUUCUUUGGAAAUUUCAUCAAAUGGAAGAAAGAGUUGUCCGUCCCUUGAGCAAACAAACCUUAACCAUAAGUCUGGAGGAGGUGCAAAGAGGAAAACCAAAUGGAAAAGUGUAGAUUUGAAUAAUGUGUCUAAUUCUGAGCAGCCCUCUAAUCCAAAUUUGUUGGUCACCGAAGCACUAAACCCGCCAAGCAGGGAUCCUCAGAAUCCUUGGAAAGUUGAGGAUACUCGCAAAAAAGUUGAAUUUAAAGAGAUUGUGCAAGAUGAAAUGGAAAAGAAGCAAAAUUGGGAACGGGCCACUACGAAAGCAUUGCAUUUAAUGCAGAUUGAAGAUCAAGCCAUCAAUCAACUAACUGCCAGAUACCACAGUGCAGAUGUCGAGGAAGGAAUUGAAAUUAUUUCGGUAGAAAGAGUAUGUUCUACCAACUUUGCUCCACCCACCUGGGUUCAACAUUCGCCCUUUAAUCGUAAUAGUUAAUUAGUUAGCUCAGCUGCAUGCAUAUCAAGCCAUGAUACACCUGAAAGAUAAUAAUUUUUUCGUGAAGAUUUAUAACAAGGAAUUGUCAAUUAUUCCAAGCAGCAAUAUCAGCAUUGGCAAAAUACAAGCACAACAAUGUAAAAGAAUUAAAUAAACAUGAGAUCAGAAACUUAAAAUAAA